Molecule: messenger RNA, 3087 nt
Organism: Anisakis simplex (herring worm)
Lineage: Eukaryota; Metazoa; Nematoda; Chromadorea; Rhabditida; Anisakidae
Source: the annotation of a GenBank genome assembly
AUGUCAGCUGCAAGUUUCAGCACAUUCAAAGAACACAGACUGACAAUUGCGGAGCUAGCAGAACUCUAUCGAUCCUCCCGAGUCAACGUUGAAAGUCCAUCUUCGAGUAAAGGCCUCGCAGGUCAAGAGGCCGAGCAGCGUCUUGAAAAAGAUGGUCCGAAUGCGCUUGCGCCACCCGCUGAAAUCAGUAAUCUGAAACUUUUCUUGAGGCAAUUCGUGAAUCUUUUCUGGAUACUUCUCAUAGGUGCUGCAAUCCUCAGUAUGGUCACAUUCUUCCUCGACCGAACAGUGGUUAUCAAUCUUUAUGUGGCGAUUGUGCUGAUCUUGAUUGUGAUCAUUAUGUGCGUUGUGACGUUCUUCGAAGAGAAAAAGGCCAUCAAUGUCGUGAAAGCAUUUACGAAUUUACUUCCAACGAAGUGCAAUGUGGUUCGUGAUAGUCAACAAAUUGUUAUUGAUACAGAAAAGAUUGUUGUUGGUGACAUCGUGAUUGUUAAGUGUGGUUCGAGAGUGCCUGCAGACGUACGCAUCAUUCAUUGCUCCAAUUUGAAACUGGAAGCAUCGUCAAUAACUGGUGAAGCAGAACCGAUCGAUUUCCAAAGUGAGCCAGUUGCUGAACACAUUGAUGUGUUUGAAUCAGCGAAUGUCGCGUUUAAUGGAUCGUUUUGUGUGGACGGGGAGGGGGUCGGUAUCGCGAUUCGAACUGGCCAAAACACGAUUCUUGGUCAAAUCGCCUCGUUGACCACGAAUCAAAUACAACAGAAAUCCUCAUUGGAAAUCGAAAUAAAUCGCUUCGUCAAAUUCGUCUUCAUCUCAGCACUCACAAUGGGUGCGGUAAUCUUUUUGAUUGGAUGUUUAAUGACUGGAUUCAACGACAUUCUCGGACUGUUUACUUCCGGAUUUUUGGUCGUAAUCAUCGCUAACGUUCCACAGGGUCUUCCGGCAACAGUAACAUCCGAGUUAACGAUUAUUGCACGUCGUAUGGCCAAAAAGAAUGUUUACAUGAAGAAAUUGGAUGUGGUUGAUGCGUUCGGUGCAGCUACGGUGAUUGCUUCGGAUAAAACUGGCACUUUGACUACGAAUAAUAUGACUGUUACGGAUGUUUGGGUGGGACUCAGAUACGUUAGCGGUCUGCCUGAAGUGAAGCACAAAACCCUCCAUACUCUCCAGACGCGCAAUCAGCCAUUACCAAUGACUCUCGACAUCUACGAUAAACCAAUCCCCGAUCUGAUCACACUAAUGAGUAUUUGCAACAAGGCGCAAAUUGAAGUGACUGGAUUGACGAAUGUUGGCCGUGAACAACUUUCAAUGAAAUUUAGUGAUCCAGAAUCAGGGAAUACUUUCACAAAACGACCGAAGUUUACCAAUCAAAUGUCGGUUGCAUCAAUGAAACUCGCUGGAGAACAUCGGAUUACUGGAAUGCCCUCGGAGGUGGCCUUGUUACGAUACGCGGACAAAGUGGCUAAUGUUUCAUGGCUGCGAGGCAAAUACCACAUCGUUUAUGAGGUACCAUUCAAUUCACUGCGUAAAUGGCAUUUGAUGAUUGUUCGUGAGAGUGGCCGUGUUAUCGAAGAAGACGGACAAACCAAAUAUACGAUUAUGCUUAAAGGCGCGCCUGAAGUGGUCAUAACGAAGUGCUCACAAAUCGCUAUGCAAGACGCUGCGAUCCCGAUUGAUGAUGAAAUUCAAAUGGAAUUUCAAGAUGCAUACGAUCAUUACGGCAACAACGGUCGUCGAGUGAUCGGAUUCGCACAAAAAGAAUUUCGGGCAGCUUCAGAUUCGAAAUUCAGUGUCGAGGAGGGAAACUUUCCAUUUGAAGAACUCACAUUCAUUGGUAUCGCUGCAAUCAUGGAUCCACCAAGACCGGACACAGCAAAUGCAAUCGCACAGUGCAAACACGCUGGUAUUAAGGUGUUUAUGGUAACAGGUGAUCAUCCAUCAACAGCCACUGCGAUUGCUCGCGAAAUCGGACUCAUUGACGAACCGAUAAUUCAGGUGGUUGACGUGAAAAGUCGCCGACGAGUGACCGUGAAUGUACCGGUCGAAGAGAUCGAAGAAGAGACUGACAAAGAAUGGGCGACGGUUCACGGUAAAAUGUUACCGUCGAUGAGUGACGGCGACUGGGAUGAACUACUCGCUCAUAGCUAUAUCGUUUUCGCUAGAACAACGCCAGAGCAGAAAUUGCUGAUCGUUGAAAAGUGCCAGGAGAGGGGAGAGGUGGUUUGCGUGACCGGUGAUGGUGUCAACGAUGCUCCAGCGCUGAAAAAAGCCAACAUUGGAGUUGCGAUGGGCGUUACUGGUAGCGAUGUGGCCAAACAAGCAGCUGAUGUGAUUUUGAUGGAUGAUAAUUUCGCGUCGAUCGUAAAAGGAAUCGAGGAGGGUCGCCUUUUGUUCGACAAUCUUCGCAAGACAAUCGCAUAUACACUCACACACACUAUUCCAGAAGUUGUUCCAAUCGUCUUCAACUUCCUCCUCGGUAUCCCUAUGGCUAUUACAUCGUUACAGAUUUUGAGUAUCGAUCUGGGUACUGAAAUAACACCAGCUAUUUCGCUUGCAUACGAGAAUUCAGAGAGGGAUAUUAUGAGCAAACCGCCUCGAAAGAACACCACUCGAUUGGUCAGUUUCGCACUCCUGGCCUACUCAUACAUUCUCGCCGCUGGCAUCAUUAUUGGCUGGUCAACUGCUGCUUACGUUUACGUUUAUGCAUAUAAUGGUAUAUCGUUCAAAGAUCUCUUCUUCAGUGCAUCAAAAUAUUUCCGAUAUAAUCCUGUUGGUAAUUUCACUAGCAACGGUAACGUUUACGAUGAACACCUUCAGGUCAACAUUCGCAAUCAAGCUGCUGCGGCAUAUUAUUUGACUCUAGUUGUGUCACAGGUGACGGUUUAUGCAGUGAUCAUCGAAAUACUUCUCGUUGUCAUUUUCAUUUACACACCUGGAGUAAACUACAUUAUGGGCGCUAGCCCUCCUCCGUAUAAGGCAUGGUUCUUUUCACUAGGCGCAGGCGUGUGUCUGUGGGUAUUCAACGAAACACGUAAAUACUUCAUUCGCAGAUGGCCAUACAACAAUAUUGUUCGUAUGUUCAAAUGGUGA